AUGGUACGCCACGACAUCUCCCAACCCCUUACUUGGAUCCUUGAUUCUAGAGCGACCUCUCACAUCACACCCUUCCAAGUCCAACUCAUCAAUAUCCGACCUCACACCGGCAACGUCCGAACAGUUGAUGGAACCAACCAUGCUGUCACUGGAAUGGGAAGCGCUAGUUUCAGCUGCCAACUUCCCGAUGGAAGUAGAUCUUCCAUUCUCCUCACCGAUGUGCUGUUGGUCCCAACCUUGAGAAAUGUGGGAUUGGUCUCCGAAACAGUGCUCGACAAAAAGGGAUUUAGAACGGAGUCAGGAGGAGGAAGCAAAUCCAAACGACCAUUUGAACUAAUCCACUCAGCCCUAUCUGGAAAGUUCAGUAUACAGUCACAAGGAAAAGCUCAGUACUAUAUGUCCUUCAUCGAUGAUUACACCCACUUCGCUUGGAUAUAUCUCCUAAAACAGAAAGAAGACGCAAAGAAGGCCAUGAGGGACUACGUUACCAGGAUCGAGAAACAGUAUAGCACAACAAUACUGAGAUUCAGAACGGAUGGUGGAGGUGAAUACAUCAACAAGGACAUAACGAACUACUUCGACACACAAGGAAUAGUUCAUGAACAGGCUCCCCCAUACACUCCUGAAUCUAAUGGAUUUGCAGAACGAUUCAACAGGACGGUAACCACAAUGGUCAGGUGCAUGAUCAUGGACCAUCCUAAGUCGUUAUGGGGAGAAGCAUACGCAAGAGCUGUCUACCUCAAAAACAGGCUAACUCACAGUACGAUUAAGGGAAAGACCCCCUUUGAAGCCCUAAAAGGAACCAAGCCAAGUAUACAACACCUUCAACUAUUCGGUAAAAAAUGCUACGUACACAUCCCAGAAAACUCUAUGCCAGCAGGAAUCAAACUAGCACCCCGAGCGUAUGAAGGAAUCAUAGUUGGAUACUCAGACAGUAAUAAGAUAUACCGUAUCUGGAUAGCAACACAACAUAGGGUAAUUGAAAGUGGGGACGUCACAUUUCCCCCUCCUGAAUCAGGGGAAUUUUCAGUGGAACUCGACUUCAUCUGCAGCCUGAAACCAGACGCGGCAACAGCACCAUCAGACGAUGGAUACGAAUCAGAAGACAGGUCUGAUCCAGAACCCGAAUCGUUAGCAAUCGAAGAAAACCUGAAGGAAGACGCAAGUAGACUGGGAGCCGGGUUGACGGGGCUCACUCCCGGACGUCACCUUACAGGAUCUGAUGAACAAGACACUAAUCAAAAACUACCAGGAGAUUUCCCGGCAUCACCGGAACGAAAGAAAGUCCAACUACCAAAGACGCCAAACAAGGGAAAACAACCUGAGUCAUCAGAUCCACCACCAGCUCCAAGACGAUCAAAUCGUGUCCGCAAGAAAAUCGAUUAUGAGCUUGAUAAGGAAAUAAGAAGGAAGGAAUACAACAACAAGGUAAUACAACAACAGGAGCAACUAAAAGGGUACAUUGAAUCAGUUAGAGAGGACGGUCCAGUGGAUGAAGGCGAACAACAAGCUAUGAUUAAAGAAUUCAAAGCCGACCUCAUAAAGGCCAGAAAGGAUCUGGACCUAGAAUACCAAGAUGUAUCCAAUGAACCCGCGAUCUAUCGUAUACACUAUGUAACCGAACCUUCAACCUAUAAUCAAGCCAUGAACAGCGACGAUCAACACCUAUGGAAAAAGGCGAUACAGACUGAAAAAGACGCCCUUGACAAAGCCCAUACCUGGGAUAUUGUCAACCGACCAACCAACCGAGCAGUAGUCAAAGGGAAGUGGGUAUUCAAAGUGAAAUACAACGCGGACGGAACAAUCGAGCAGUACAAAGCAACGUACGUUGCCAAAGGCUUCACCCAAGUACAGUAUCAAGACUACGAUGAGACCUUCGCCCCCGUUGCACGAUAUGAUUCCCUACGACUUCUACUAGCACUAGCUGCAUACAACGGUUGGAGACCACAACAAAUGGACGUUAAGUCAGCCUUUCUAUACGGUGUACUCAAGGAGGAAAUCCCUAUGGAACUGCCUGAAGGCUACAGGCAGGACAGCAAG
Morchella sextelata is the source of this 2040-nucleotide messenger RNA. RefSeq lists its product as uncharacterized. The record is from RefSeq and is a predicted model, not a curated record. Gene Ontology annotation, molecular function: nucleic acid binding. NCBI's taxonomy places the organism in Eukaryota, Fungi, Ascomycota, Pezizomycetes, Pezizales, Morchellaceae. The annotation marks the transcript as partial. The transcript has 2 exons. Gene Ontology annotation, biological process: DNA integration.